GCUGCACCAAGGAGAAGUGCGUAUCGGAGAUCCCAUCCCGAGCCGUCGCUGACGACAACGCCACAACGGCUCGGCGGAAUUACACCGCGCUUAUAGAGCGCUGGCACAUACGACAGUGGCACGUCUGUAGUCCACUCCACGGUGUGUGCGUACCCAUUUCUCGUUUACUGCCCUGAUUUGUGCCUGUCCGCCGUCGAAAUUUGCACACUUUUUCUUCGUCCGAGCAUACGCACUGCAGCAGGCGCUGAACCAGGCGCGUGCAGUGGUUCCUAACCGCUCCCCUUUGAGAAGCACCAUCAGCGUAACAGCCCCUGGAACUGCCAGAAGCGUCUGCCUGCUUCCAGCGUCAUUGGAUCUCGCGCGAUGGAGCAGUCUGCGAGCCCCAAGUCACUGCGCAGGGCGUCGUCUCCGCCGCCCGCGUCGCAGCAGACUCCGCCGCAGAGCCAGCUCCGCAGGACGGCCAGCUCACCCUCUUUCUGCUUCCUGCCGUGCUCGCUGUCCGAGCUGCUGCUGCAGCAGUCGCCUCAGUCGACACCCACGCCGCCCAGGCGCUGCGAGACCGAGGCCCACGCCGCGGGAGUGAAGAAGCAGACUACGAUGGCGGGCGACUCCGUGCCCCGGCUUCCUUUCCAAGACUACGCUUCACGACGCUGUGAGCCAGACCUGUGGUCGCGCAGCACGCAGACCGAGUUGGCCGCCGAGAGCAGCACGCAGACGGAGCCGCUGGACAUCUCCACCGACGGCGCGCGUCUUCAUGAGGAUGAUGCUCGGCACGCGUUCCUGCGGAAGUUGUCCUCUCGCUGGAACGCGAUGCAGUUUGUCAUCACGGUGGCAGCACUCGGCGCCUUCGUCUUCGUCUUGGUCGUCAUCGCCGCCGUCCUCGAAACAGCGAACAUGAGCCCGAAGAUGGACGGCUUCGAUCUGCUGCCCGACUUCUUCGAGAACGAACCGCCCGGGUCGGCUGCGCACGAGCGCCCCGUGCACAUCACAGCUCCAACUGCCGAACAUGCUGUGACUACUCCCUCGCUGACAAAGAACAGCACUGCGACGGAACUGCACGGUUCCCGUAGAACGCCUGCCAAGGUGCGCAAGGCGACCAAGACUUUGCCCAGGCGUCCCGCAGCGAGGCAAGACAGCACAACGUUUGCGGCGACGAAAAUGCCGAUUACCGCAGGCACCAGACGGCGGGUGGGGACCCCGUCACCAACCAUGGGCCGUCGCCUGGGUGUGCGGAUUAUCGGCAGCCAUGACUACGCCACGCGCAAGGACCAUCUGCAGGAGGUGACGGGAGAUCUCGGCAUGCCAUCACCUAUCAUCAACAAAUACGACGAUAACAAGAUAUCCGGGGAAAGGGCCGAUCACGAGAGUACUCCCGAGACGCGCGAGUCCCGAGCGCCGUCCGCCACACCAGCCGGCGACUUCGUGGAAGAGAUCGUCUAGCGCGAGUGCGCUGAAACACCUGCGCCCGACUGUCAACAACGAGCAAGAGCGCGUGCCAUAGGAGCAUCGCGAAGGAUUCAUUUCAGUUUAAAAAAAAAUAUGAAGUAGCUACUGUUGCGAUAGCUUCAGGUAUAACGCAUCUUAUUGUAGUGCGAUUUUCCAGCCCAAAGGUGGGGCACCCGAAAAAUUGACCGCCCUUCCACUACUGUGAAGAUUGGUGCAAGCGAAGCUCGCGGUCCGCGGCUCUUCGUUGUCGUAACGCCUCGGCCUCGCGCUCCCUCACGGCGAGGUCGGCACGUCGACGACGAGCCCUUCCUCAAGCGAGUUCCCGGCGGCGUUCACCAACCAAACGCCGCCUGUACUUCGGCCGAACGCACGACGCGCAGCCGACCAUCGCAGCUUCGAUAGUCUUCCGAUGCGAGAAAUUCGUUCCUCUCCCGUUACCUAGACACGCGACUGCUAUUGGCCGAGAGAAUGACGUCAAAAUCGCCUGAAUAGGCAAGACACGGCGCUCAUUAUCAACUCACGUUUAUUGUUUGAUCCUGCGGAAUAUACGUACAAGUCUGAAUCGUAGAGAGAAAGAAGGACAUAUGAAAGAACACUUUUUGCGCAUCGAGCCUUCCAGCAUACACAAACGUACCUAAACGAAAAAAAAUCGCCCCCCAAGAACUCCGUACAGAUAGUUAGUUACCCAGCGAAGCUGAAACAUGCAACCUCGGUGUUUAUCACUGGGUUAAUCCAGAUGGUUAGGUCUUAAUGAGGCUACACACACGUUCGGCUGCGACGGAGAGGAUGUCGUCAGUGACGGCAUGCCCGCAGUCCGCCGUUGUCGCUUGCGUUCGAUGUCUCGUGUUUGCUCGGCGGCGUGGUCAGCAGAAUCCGCCCGCCAUUGCCGCUUCGCCUACGAAUGGCUCAUACCCCCUUAAGCAAUGGCUCAUACCCCCGUGAACGCGGCCUCCCCAUUACGACGACAGAAGUGAAAUUGUACGCUGGAAUGAUGAGCGGCAACGCAGCUAAGUGGGGAAGAAGACGACGACGCUCGAGCCAUUGCUGAUGAUGAUAUUUUCUGUACACAGGCGUGGACAGACGCAUUUACGUUUCGCCUAGCCACACAAAGCUUCGCUUUAAAAUUUUAUUAUUCUGGGGUUUUACGUGCCGAAACCACGAUAUGAUUAUGAGGCAUGCCGUAUAGUGGGGCACUCCAGAUUAAUUUUGACCACAUGGGGUUCUGUAACGUGUAACCCAAUGCACUGUACAAGGGCUUUCUUGCAUUACGAGAUCCAAGAAAAAACUGCGCAAAAAAAAAAAAAAAAAGGGACAAGACAAAGAAAGGCCCCCAGAAAGCAGGUUGGUGCCGUUCCGGUGUUAUACCUCGGAGGGGCGGUCAUUCCACAAGAAGUUGAGAGUCUGCGCCCGUGUCGUGUGGUUCUUUCUUUGUCUUGUCCCUUUUUUUUUGCGCAGUUUUUUCUUGGAUCUCGUAAUGCCAUACCAACUAGCCCCUCACCGUACGCUUCUAGACUUUCUUGCAUUCCGCGCCAUCGAAAUGCAGCCGCCGCGGCUGCGAUUCAAUGCCACGCCGUUGGGCAUAGCAGAGCAACGCCGAUGCUAUGCUAUGCCACCACGGCCGGUCCUAGGGGUUCUUUUUUGUUCACUUAAAUCUAAGCACACGAGCGCUUAUUUGAAUUUCAUCCCAUCGAAAUACGGCCAAUGUCGAUUCAAACAGGCCGCAAAACUUCGGGCGAAAAGCAGUCCAGGACCAAUUGUCCCGGACACCAGCAAGAACUGUACGAGCAGCUUCUCAACAUCCUUAAAGCCUGCUUGCAAACAAGCUUUCCAAGGAUGAAUGGCUGCUGUAUGACUAGCUUUAAAAAAAAACUGAAAUAAAUGGUUAUAAAAAAAAAGAUCAGAAUUUGUCACAAAAACAAGAAAGAGAAACUGCUGAGGGACUUAUCAGCCGUACGUUAACACAAGAGAAAGGGCCCGUUGCCAGGAACACAUCACUGGUUGUAGCGUAAUAGAACUACUACUGACUAGGCUGCCAAAAACAUUAAAUGACAGACUACGAGCAAACAACACAGGUUGCCACAUAGUCUUCCGCCAUAAAACGAAAAACGGAGCUGGUACUACAUCUGUCAGUCCCGUCGUGGGAUUAGCCGGGUGCGCGUUUUAUCGCGCUUUGCUGGACCAAAUAAAAGUUUAUUCACUCCCUCACUUACCCAUUUUGUUUCUGCAUUGCUUCGAAAAA
Messenger RNA from Dermacentor andersoni, 3685 nucleotides. RefSeq lists its product as uncharacterized. The record is from RefSeq and is a predicted model, not a curated record. Lineage: Eukaryota; Metazoa; Arthropoda; Arachnida; Ixodida; Ixodidae.